GUACAGAUAUCGCUACUUCGCCAGAUCUCUGAUAAGUUAUCAGUGAGCCUUUUCAUACGUUCGCACCGUACCCUCACUGUCAUCGUUUCAUUAUGUUACAAAUUUAUUUCGUACGUGUUAUAUUGCGCGUGAAAAAAACCGUAUAGAAAAUGAUGUGACGGUAGUUUUUCAGUGUGAUCCAAAAUGUCAUUACGGUUUGUGUUUUGUUGCGUAUUUUUUGCAUCGUUGUUACGAAUAAAUGAAGCCAUUCUAGAAAAAUGUGGUGUGACGUACUGCGUAGGAGAAGCCUACGUAUGUAUAAAUGAUGAAUGCUACUGCGCAGAGGGAUACACGCCCAACCACUUUCAGACACGUUGCGUAAGAUGUCCAGGUCUGGGUGAAAAGUGUUUCGGAACAUGUUGCAGUGAACAUCAAAAUGGGAGUCUUCAAUGCCGACAGGGUGUCUGCCAACCUUGCUAUGAUUCGUAUGGCAAUUGGAUAUGUCGUGACUCCUUGGACCAGAUGCUUCUAGUAUCGAGUACUCAGAUUAUAAUGGCAGCUGCGUUAAUAUUAGGAAUAAUAACGACCUUCAUUUUAUUAUACAGACUUUGCGCCGCUACCGCUAACUUACAGCCUGUAGGAACGAGACCUAAUUACGAAAGUCGUCUGUCUAUUGGAAGCCUGCAAAUUUACGUCGAAGAACGAUUAAGGGAUGCACCUCCAAGGUAUACAAGAACUGCACCAGCUGGAAGCUCCGUGUACCCAGCGUCCGCCUAUCUUAAUGCCGGUUUCAUACACGACAGCAGCGUGCCCCCACCAGCCUACACACCGAGCAAUAAACCGCGAGAUACUCAAAGCGAAACCCUGCAUAUAUGAAAAUCUUUUUUUAAUCGAUCUCUUGUAAAUAUAAUUAUAAACUCCUCUUGAUUUGAUUGCAUGUAACUUUCCUAAUUUUUAAGAUUC
This is a messenger RNA of Papilio polytes (common Mormon), 942 nucleotides long. RefSeq lists its product as uncharacterized. NCBI's taxonomy places the organism in Eukaryota, Metazoa, Arthropoda, Insecta, Lepidoptera, Papilionidae. The coding region runs from base 184 to 855 and encodes 223 amino acids. The transcript is spliced from 7 exons. The record is from RefSeq and is a predicted model, not a curated record.